This is a messenger RNA of Magnusiomyces paraingens, 624 nucleotides long. RefSeq lists its product as uncharacterized. The record is from RefSeq and is a predicted model, not a curated record. The transcript has a single exon. Gene Ontology annotation, molecular function: FMN binding; NAD(P)H dehydrogenase (quinone) activity. Bases 1 to 624 code for a protein of 207 amino acids. NCBI's taxonomy places the organism in Eukaryota, Fungi, Ascomycota, Dipodascomycetes, Dipodascales, Dipodascaceae.
AUGGCUGGACCUAAAAUUGCUAUCGUCUACUACUCACUUUACGGCCACAUUGCCACUGUCGCCCAUGAAGUCAAAGCCGGCAUUGAGGCUGCUGGUGGCACUGCUGACAUUUUCCAAGUCCCUGAGACCCUUUCUGACGAUGUUUUGGUCAAGAUGCAUGCUCCUCCCAAACCCAGCGACCCAGUAGCUGACCGUGAGACUCUCACUCACUACGAUGCCUUUUUGUUUGGAAUUCCCACCCGCUACGGCAACUUCCCUGCCCAGUGGAAGGCCUACUGGGAUGCCACGGGCGGACUUUGGGCUAAAGGUGCUCUCCACGGUAAAUACGCUGGCGUGUUUGUGUCCUCAGGAACCCCCGGUGGUGGUCAGGAAGUCACUGUUCUUAAUUCCUUGUCUACAUUGGCUCACCAUGGCAUCAUUUUUGUGCCCUUGGGCUACAAAAACACUUUCCCUGAAGUGACGAGUCUUGACGAAGUCCAUGGUGGCUCUCCUUGGGGUGCCGGUACUUUUGCAGGAGCCGAUGGUUCACGCCAGCCCACUAAAUUGGAGCUCAAAAUUGCUUUUAUUCAGGGCAAGUCUUUUUACGAAACUGUCUCACUCGUCAAGUUCCCAGAUACUGUGUAA